Hyaloscypha bicolor E is the source of this 1020-nucleotide messenger RNA. RefSeq lists its product as uncharacterized. Bases 1 to 993 code for a protein of 330 amino acids. Lineage: Eukaryota; Fungi; Ascomycota; Leotiomycetes; Helotiales; Hyaloscyphaceae. The transcript is spliced from 3 exons. The record is from RefSeq and is a predicted model, not a curated record.
AUGCAGCAGAUCGAAACUCCGGAAGCUGGAUCAUCAGGACGUGACAAUUUCCUCCGCGGCAGUGGGAGGCUGGCAAACACUCCUGAGGCGAUCAAUCAGCUUGUCGUCCGCGUCGCGUUUUUGUCCCUCGAUGCUAGAAGUCCAUUCAGAGCACCACAUGCCGCAUUCCCGAAGUUCUCUCUCCUUCCGGCCGAAAUUCGGCUUAUCAUAUGGAAGUUCGCACGACCAAGUCCCAGGAUCAUCAAGCUUUCUAGAUCGACGAGCCAGACCGCAGGCUGUCGAUUCCAGCACCUGGUUUCUCGAACCCCGGUUCCAAAUCUGCUCCAUGCUUGCUACGAGUCCCGAUCCCUUGCUUUGCGGUGGUAUAUACUCCUGUUCUGUCCGAGUUGUGGAUAUGGUGGAACGUACAUCGACCCCCGGCAGGACUACAUGUACUACGGAUCAAAUCAGCGUAUGUUACUUGCAGGCUCCAGCUCUCCCGAUCGUGCUACUUCAAGGUGGGACGAGUGGGUUAAAGACACAAGACGCUGGGCUAAAGACCGGCGCUCCAUGCGAAAUGUUGUGAUCCACGAGGACAAAAUCAACCAAAGACAUCCUUUUGUCAGGCUUCUAGAUCUUACAAGAUGGUGCAACGAGUCUGCUAAAAGCAUCUUGUUUCUAGGGCCCCUCUCCGCGGAGUUAAAGGAGGGUGCUAUACUUUCAGAUCUGACGCUUUCUCCAAAUACAUUCUCCUCGAGCCAGUUUGAGAAGUUGCUAGGUAUGAGGGACGUCUACAAGGAACUCAAGCUUCACCGGAAAGAACUUCCGGGUUUGAAGAACUUCAGGCCGAAGAGGAUAUGCACCGUGGAAUCGAAUCGAACCCACAACGUGAUGCAGAAUUGUGGAUUCGGGGAGAAAGUCUUUGAGAACACGAAACUAGAUUUCUCGUUCCAGGCACAGGAGGUUAAGACGGCCAGAACCACGGAAUACUGUACUGUCUGCCCGCUAGACUGAGAAUUUCUACAUAGGAGAAGAAGCGUG